AUGGAAGGAGGAAUACAUGGAGGAACAGAUGUAUCAGCUUUCAGAGAAUGUUUCUCUCUAACAUGGAAGAAUCCUUAUGUUCUUCGUCUUGCUUUCUCCGCCGGAAUCGGUGGUCUUCUCUUCGGUUACGACACCGGAGUUAUAUCAGGAGCUCUGCUUUACAUUAGAGAUAAUUUCAAGACUGUUGACAGAGAAACUUGGUUACAGGAGAUGAUAGUGAGCAUGGCGGUUGCAGGAGCCAUCGUCGGAGCCGCCAUAGGAGGUUGGGCCAACGACAAAUUCGGGAGAAGAAGCGCGAUUCUCAUGGCGGAUUUCCUCUUCCUAGUAGGAGCUAUUGUUAUGGCGGCCGCUCCUAACCCGUCCCUCCUUGUCAUCGGCCGUGUUUUUGUUGGCUUGGGGGUCGGGAUGGCCUCGAUGACCGCUCCUCUCUACAUCUCAGAAGCUUCUCCGGCUAAGAUCAGAGGAGCUUUGGUCAGUACCAAUGGGUUUCUCAUCACCGGAGGACAAUUCUUGUCUUACCUCAUUAACUUAGCAUUCACCAAUGUGACGGGAACAUGGAGAUGGAUGCUUGGAAUCGCAGGAAUUCCAGCUCUUUUACAGUUUCUCUUAAUGUUUACACUUCCAGAAUCGCCUCGUUGGUUAUACCGCAAGGGAAGAGAAGAAGAGGCUAAAGCAAUUCUGAGAAGAAUAUACUCAGCAGAAGAUGUAGAACAAGAGAUUUGCGCACUUAAAGACUCGGUUGAAUCAGAGAUACGCGAAGAAGGAUCUACCGAGAAGAUCAACAUGAUCAAACUAUGCAAAACGAAAACCGUUAGACGAGGGCUAAUAGCUGGUGUUGGUCUCCAAGUGUUUCAACAGUUUGUUGGAAUCAACACUGUUAUGUAUUACAGUCCAACCAUUGUUCAGCUCGCCGGUUUCGCUUCAAACAGAACAGCUAUUCUCUUGUCUCUAGUUACCGCAGGACUUAACGCAUUCGGUUCCAUCAUUAGCAUUUACUUCAUCGAUAGAACCGGAAGGAAAAAGCUUUUGAUCAUUAGUCUUUUUGGAGUCAUAAUCUCGCUAGGAUUACUAACCGGUGUUUUCCAUGAAGCGACUACUCACGCUCCCGCGAUUAGCUCACUCGAGACACAAAGGUUCAAGAACAUUACUUGUCCGGAUUAUGACUCAGCUAUAGAAACCAAAGCUUGGGAUUGUAUGACUUGUUUGAAAGCUUCUUCUCCUUUUUGUGGGUUUUGUUCAUCUCCCAGUGGAAAGGAACAUCCCGGGGCGUGUUGGAUUGCUAAUGAUUCGGUUAAGGACUUAUGUCAUAACGAAAACCGGCUUUGGUACACAAGAGGAUGUCCAAGCAAUUUUGGUUGGUUUGCUCUUCUUGGAUUGGGACUUUAUAUCAUUUCCUUCUCUCCAGGAAUGGGAACUGUUCCAUGGAUAGUUAACUCAGAGAUAUAUCCAUUAAGAUUCAGAGGAAUCUGUGGAGGCAUAGCUGCAACCGCGAAUUGGAUAUCGAAUUUAAUUGUGGCUCAAUCUUUUCUUUCAUUGACUGAAGCUAUUGGCACUUCUUGGACAUUUCUCAUCUUUGGAGUGAUCUCAGUCAUUGCUCUUGUCUUUGUUGUGGUUUGUGUUCCGGAGACAAAAGGAAUGCCAAUGGAAGAGAUUGAGAAGAUGCUUGAAGGAAGAUCAAUGGAGUUUAAGUUUUGGAAGAAAAGAUCACAAUUUGUUGAGAAACAAAACCAGAGUGCAUGA
Messenger RNA from Arabis nemorensis, 1740 nucleotides. Lineage: Eukaryota; Viridiplantae; Streptophyta; Magnoliopsida; Brassicales; Brassicaceae. The record is from the annotation of a GenBank genome assembly.